Telopea speciosissima is the source of this 2994-nucleotide messenger RNA. RefSeq names its product probable glycosyltransferase STELLO2. The transcript has 3 exons. The coding region runs from base 432 to 2720 and encodes 762 amino acids. Lineage: Eukaryota; Viridiplantae; Streptophyta; Magnoliopsida; Proteales; Proteaceae. The record is from RefSeq and is a predicted model, not a curated record.
GUUUUCGUCUUCGUUCUCUUCUUGACUCAUUUACUUAUUGGUUAAUUAAUACAACUCACAGACGAGGUUGCAGCUUUGAAAGUGGAGAAGAAGGCCGUGAAGAAUAAAAGUGUCCGAAUAAAGAAAGAGAAAACAAUGACAUCCCACCUCACCAUACCACCAACUACUAGCAGUAGUUAAAUUCAAGACUACGCAAGCAAGCAAGCAAAACCACAACUGUCGGCAGACACUUACCAGAACCAGUGAAGAGAGAGAGAGAGCUUCAGAGAAAGCACGAGAAAGAAAGAUCAAAGCAGGGGAAGCGGAGAUUUCAGUUUAGCUCAAUUGGUGUGAUAAAAAAUUGAAGAAUCCCUAGGUGAAGAAGAAGAAGAAGAGUUCUAAUUUAGUUUAAUUCAGUUUUUGAGUUUUGGGUUUGGGUUGGUGUACUCUCAAUGUUGGUCCAAGACCGUUCAUCGCCAAAACCACCUAAAUCCCAGUUCAGAGUUCAUCCAUCUCUCCCUCCAGAUCGCUUCUCUGAGCCCAAAAGACUCGAUUUCUCAACAUGGGUCUCUGUGAACUUCUGCAAAAUCGUCGCUUGUGCCGUUCUAGUCACCACCGUCGCUGCAUUAUUCUUCCUCAACAAUGUGGGCAACUCUGCUGCUCUCCUCCAAACCAGAGCGAAAGAGCUCGAAAAGAUACCCUACCCUAAAAUUAACUGGAAUGAGAUUCGACCCAUUAAAGAUAAGUCCACACCUUACGCAGCUUUCCGCUCCGAACGAUGGAUAGUCGUCUCCGUCUCUAAUUACCCAACAGAUUCGCUUCGCAAUCUUGUGAAAAUCAGGGGUUGGCAGGUCCUCGCCAUCGGCAAUUCCAAGACCCCUUCGGAUUGGAACCUUAAAGGUGCGAUCUUUCUGUCUCUAGAACAGCAGGCCAAACUAGGGUUCCGAGUUGUAGAUCAUCUCCCUUACGAUUCCUAUAUUAGGAAGACUGUUGGGUACCUCUUCGCUAUCCAGCACGGAGCCAAGAAGAUCUUCGAUGCAGAUGACCGUGGGGAAGUGAUCGACGGUGAUCUUGGCAAACAUUUCGAUUUGGAAUUGACUGGUAAGGAAGCGAGGCAGCAGCCGAUCUUGCAGUACAGCCACGAUAACCCAAAUCGAACGGUUGUGAACCCAUAUAUUCAUUUCGGCCAGCGAUCUGUCUGGCCGAGGGGUCUGCCAUUGGAGAAUGUUGGAGAGCUCGCACACGAGGAGUUCUACACUGAAGUAUAUGGAGGUAAGCAAUUCAUCCAGCAAGGCAUUUCGAAUGGUCUCCCUGAUGUGGAUUCGGUUUUUUAUUUCACGAGAAAAUCUGGUUUGGAAGCUUUCGAUAUCAGGUUUGAUGACCAUGCACCGAAAGUGGCUUUGCCACAAGGUAUGAUGGUUCCUCUGAAUUCGUUCAAUACGAUUUUUCACUCUUCUGCAUUCUGGGCUUUGAUGCUUCCUGUGUCUGUUAGUACAAUGGCUUCCGAUGUCUUGAGAGGUUACUGGGCACAGAGGCUUUUAUGGGAAAUCGGUGGUCACACUGUGGUUUAUCCUCCCACGGUUCAUCGAUAUGAUAGGAUUGAAGCAUACCCGUUUUCAGAGGAGAAGGAUCUUCAUGUGAAUGUGGGUCGUUUGAUUAAGUUCUUGGUUUCAUGGAGGUCUUCGAAGCAUAUGUUAUUCGACAAGAUCUUAGAAUUAAGUUAUGCGAUGGCAGAGGAGGGGUUCUGGACUGAGUUGGAUAUGAAGUUCACUGCAGCUUGGCUUCAAGACUUGCUGGCUGUUAGGUACCAGCAGCCAAGAUUGAUGUCACUGGAAUUGGAUCGGCCACGGGCGAAAAUAGGUCAUGGAGAUCGAAAGGAUUUCAUCCCUCGGAAGCUUCCUUCUGUGCACCUUGGCGUUGAGGAAACGGGGACUGUAAAUUAUGAGAUAGGGAACCUGAUCCGAUGGAGGAAGAAUUUUGGCAAUGUUGUGCUCAUCUUGUUCUGUAAUGGGCCAGUAGAACGCACUGCUUUAGAAUGGAGAUUGCUUUAUGGGCGGAUAUUCAAGACUGUGGUCAUUCUGUCGGAGCAGAGCAAUGCAGAUCUUGCUGUUGAACAGAGCCAAUUGUGGCAGGCGUACAAGUUUCUACCCAAGAUAUUCAGCAGGUUCUCAAGUGCAGAAGGAUUUCUAUUCCUCCAGGAUGAUACCAUUCUUAACUACUGGAAUCUGCCUCAAGCAGAUAAGACUAAACUUUGGAUUACAGAGAAGGUUCCUGAGUCUUGGGUCACUGUCUCAACCGUUGGCAACAAGUCGGCAUGGUUUGCAGCACAGGCAGCCAUGGUGAAGAAAGUUGUCGGUAUGAUGCCAGCUCACUUUCAGGUUAGUUACAAGGAAAGCAGAAUCGGCAAGCAUAGCCUGAUCCUCUGCAGUUGCGAGGUGUUUUAUGUUCCCCAGCGCUUUGUUGGGGACUUUGUGGAUCUUGUAGGUCUGGUUGGUGAUUUAGAAAUCCAUCACAAGGUUGCAGUACCCAUGUUCUUCAUGGCAAUGGAUUCACUAAGUAAUUUUGAUUCAGUGCUGAAUAAAAUGAUCUACAAAACAGAAGCACCGUCUAACAAUUCUUCAAGCUUAUAUUCUGCUCAAGUACCUGCAGUGCAUCCAUGGAAUGUGUCAAAUGAGCCUGAUUUUAUAAAGUUGAUCAGAAUCAUGGCAACAGGAGAUCCCCUUCUAAUGGAGCUUUUUUGAGUGCUGAGAAAGUCUUUCAAUUUGCACACGGAAGAAGAAACUUGUACCACUUUGGUUACUGUUACACCAAAUCCUGUAUUUUUAUUUUUAUUUUUAUUUUUGUAAAAUUUUGAGGGCAGGGAAAGGUUUUCCUUUUUCUUUUUUAUAUUUUUUUUGUAGAUUUAUCAUUUAUGUUGUAUUAUUCAUUUCUGGGUGGAAAUUCCCCCAUAACAGAUGUGCCUUCUCCAAUUAAUUGGCUUAAGCAUAUAUGAGAAGACAAAACCUCUCCUUCACA